Molecule: messenger RNA, 687 nt
Organism: Danaus chrysippus (African queen)
Lineage: Eukaryota; Metazoa; Arthropoda; Insecta; Lepidoptera; Nymphalidae
Source: the annotation of a GenBank genome assembly
AUGGUCGAGGAUAGCGAUCAAAAUUACGGAAGAAACGUGAAUAAGAGCGUGCUUUUAAAAAUAGUGAUUCUCGGUGACGGAGGCGUUGGUAAAUCAUGUUUAAUGAGUAGAUUUAUAUCGAAUCACUUCGACGACCACAACUUCCAUACGAUAGGUGUGGAGUUCAUGAACAAAAUGAUAGAAGUCGGAGGCAAACAAUAUACUUUACAGAUCUGGGAUACAGCGGGGCAGGAAAGAUUCAAGUCCCUCAGGACUCCAUUUUACCGAGGAACAGACAUUUGUAUAUUAGCAUAUGCCAUAGACGACAGGAGUUCAUUCAACAAUAUUAAAACAUGGCUGAAUGAGUUCCUUCAUUAUGCUGGAGUCAAAAAUGGAAUCGAGAAAUUCCCAUUCAUAGUAGUUGGAAAUAAGUCAGAUGUAUCAUCCAAAGAUAGAGAGGUAUCAUAUGAACAAUUAAAGCAGUGGUGUGAAGAAAACAAAAUAGCGACCUAUCUGGAGACCUCGGCUAAAACAGACAAUAAUGUUCUCGAAGCAUUCUCAUUAUCGGUGCAAAGAUGGGCUGAUCUAGAACAGAAGGCAGAGAAAGAGCUUCGUAUGUACCACCAUCCUGACACUGUCACAUUGCAUGGAUCCAACAACGUAACUGGCUUCAGAGCAACCUGUUGUUCACGCUUCACUAGUUUGUGA